Xiphophorus hellerii (green swordtail) is the source of this 2469-nucleotide messenger RNA. RefSeq lists its product as uncharacterized. NCBI's taxonomy places the organism in Eukaryota, Metazoa, Chordata, Actinopteri, Cyprinodontiformes, Poeciliidae. The coding region runs from base 277 to 2349 and encodes 690 amino acids. The transcript has 13 exons. The record is from RefSeq and is a predicted model, not a curated record.
UAGAAGCCCCACAAACAUACAGGAAGUAGUUACAUUUCAAAAGGAUUGUUUCUUUAACUGCAGUUGUUGCUUUAUUACAAGUCCUUUGUAACGUAAAGUUCAGUUUUCAGGAGCAACUCAACAUUAAUAAAUUCGUCUUAAACAAGAAAAACGUCGUCACUUCUUGUUAAAGUGCCAUACAAAUUAUUGCAUCUAUCGUUGCAGGAAAAACUAGCUAGGGUAAACCGUUGCUAAGCUAACAUUAGCUUGUUGGUGGCACGUAAAAAAGUAAAGAAAAUGGAUAACUUGGAAACACCAUACGAUGAGGACGAUGGUUUCAUCGAAUGCACGGUCUGUGAAAAAUCUCUUAGAGGUAACACCCUCUACAAGAUACACCUGACCACACCGGGACAUUUAAAGAAAGAGGAUGCCCUUGUUGCUGAGGGGAAGGCUGUCAGAGAACAUAUCAUGCCAAAGUUUAAGGACAUUUUGCACUAUCUGGAAUACCUGAAUCUCGAUGAGCCCAUCAUUGGUUUGAAUUUUUUGGAAGAAGUGGCCAAUUUUGAGCCACAGUUGGGUGCUAGAUACACCUGCAAGUUAUGCAGUCAGACAUCCAACCUUGCAGAAAUGGUCUGCCAUGUGAUUGGGCGUAAACACCGGCAAAAAUAUGUGGAGUUAAAACGGCCGGACUUGGUUACCUGGGACAGUCACACCAUAAAUACCCAAGGAGGGAAGAUAAUGCGAGCCAAAGCGGAGAUAGUUGAAAGACAAAAUGGACGAGGAGUUCCAGAACCAUUGUUGAGAAAGGGGGUUGAAGGAAGACUGAACAUCACAAGAGUUCCAAAGCACAGACAAAGAUUCGUACCUGAUGUGCCUCCCCUCUUACCUGAAUUGCGGGAGUAUCGCCAAAAUAAGGAUUUUUCUGGGAUCUAUCCAGACCAUCUCAGCCGCGGUCGCUUUGAAGAGGGACGGAGAGGAGCGGAUUACAUGGAAGGUCCAACUUACCGAGAGGAUCGCAUGAACCUUGAUUGCUACACCAGGCCACUUCUGGAAUAUGCCGACGAUCCACUGCAGUCAGCAAUGCUUGACCCACGAGACGUUUCCAGGUACGAUCACAGGCCCACUGUGCCGCAGUCGCUGGAUUAUCUACCUGAAGCUUCUGCUCAUAAAAGACCCUACUCAGAACGAGACCCACUGGAGGAGUUCUACUCUGAGGAAAUUCGCCGUGGUCAAGUUCGUUCUCAAGGAUACCAGCCUUCCCCGAAGAUGAUGUAUACAGAAGACGAAAAGCUGCGAAGGUCUCUGGAGAGGGAACCUGGUAGACUUGACAAUAUGAGAAGACAUGGGUCAAGUGAACCAGAGGCUAAGAGGAGAAACCUGUCCGCUCCUUUCGAAGGUGAUCGCUCACGCGAGUCUUCGUUUGACAUACUUAAAGAUUAUCAUCAUGAAAGGAAAGACCCGUAUCAAGAGGAGGUGUUUAAGAGGGGGAGACCCACUUUAGCUCAGACACACGGAGAAGGUCCCAGUGCCAUGUCUAACAUACCAGAGCCGUUCAGGCGCUUCCUUAAAGGUAAUAGAGCUGAGGAAGGUAUGAGCAGGCGAAAAAGCCGCUUUUCUGAUGCCACACCAGACGAAGUAAAGAUGGCAAAGGAGAUGUACAGAGAUGAUUAUGGACUUCCAUACACUCAAACUGGUGCAAAUGUUCGACCAGGUGAUGCACCAAUGAGGCCGGACAUCCACUACGGAGAACCUCAGCCUCCACAUCAUGGAGCAGGGGAAGGCUACAGUAGAGGAGGCUUUGAUGGGCCAAGCAUUUUUGACCUUCUGAAAAAUGUUGAAAUUGAUAAUGCAGAAGAGGCCAACUUCCUGAAGAGCAAAAUUUCCAAACUUUUGGAAGAAUUUAAGAGCAAAAAGAUGGAGAAAGCUGGGCAGUAUGACCCCGGUCAAGCCGAAGUCCCCAAAAAUUACAGUGACCUAAACCCGAACCCACAGCUUCCUCAGGUGUACCUGUAUGAUAGACCCGCAAGAGAGGAGUCUGACCUCAGACGAUCCGAAGAGCUCGGUUUCAACAAUGGUAACAGACUUGGUUGGGAGCAGCGUGAUCAGACACCUGCACAGCGGUUCCAUGAAUACAACCAUGGGGAACCCAGACACUCCAGCAGGAGUCGUUUUGAAGAUAACCAACCUCAAUAUCCUGAGUCCAUGCGUCCUCAUGACUACAAAGCUCCUUCUGAGAACUAUUUUGACCCUCACUCCUCUGCACCGCCGCUCCAAAUGGAACAAGACAGCAGGAUGCAUCGUGAUCCUCGCUACUCUUCCAAUAUGGAUAAAAUCACCUGUGCCCUCAUGGAUCUUGUCGCAAGAAAAUAGCCUAAAAUGUUUGAAUCUGAUUUAGAUUUUUUUUUGUACUUUAGAUACCCAAGUUCAGUUCUUGAAAUGUUAGAAUCUUACCAUUUUGUGUAAACAAUAAAGAGUUUCUCUGUUGCUGUA